Molecule: messenger RNA, 577 nt
Organism: Tarenaya hassleriana
Lineage: Eukaryota; Viridiplantae; Streptophyta; Magnoliopsida; Brassicales; Cleomaceae
Exons: 1
Coding region: 79-477 (132 amino acids)
Biological process (GO): response to auxin
Source: RefSeq, a predicted model, not a curated record
CCCUCUCUCUCCGGUAACAUCUCUCCGGCGACUUCAUUUGCCGCCAAAUUUCUCCGAAAUUCAAAUCGAUAUCGAGAAAUGGCGAAAGGAAGCAACAACAAGCUCACGAAGCUGAAAUCAGUCCUCAAGAAGCUAAACUCCUUCAACACCUCCAAGAACCACCAGCAUCCACCGGCGAGCCACGGCGGCCGCUCCUCCUCCAUGAGAACAAUCCAAGACGACUUAUUCUCCGGCGGGGGUGACCUCCAUGCCGUGUACGUGGGGAGGACGCGCCGCCGAUACCUCGUCAGCUCCGCCGUCGUGAGUCACCCUCUCUUCCGGCAGCUCGCGGAUCUCUCGGGCGGAGAAAACGACGGCGGCGACAUAACCGUUUCGUGCGAGGUCGUCUUGUUCGAGCAUUUGCUUUGGAUGCUCGAGAACGCCGACGAGUCACACCCCGAGUCGCUCCAUGAACUCGUCGAGUUCUACGCCUGUUAAUUAAUAUACAUAUAUAUAUACACACACUGUAUAUUUAUUGAAUUUAGGUGCGGUACACACAAUUACCUACAAUGCUUUGUUUGUAUAUUUUUACUGUUUU